CUCAAACACACAAGGCAUCGCCGCGAGGUACUAGUAGGUAGGCCAGUCACGGUUUCCAAGAACGUUUUCUUGUGACGAUAAUCAGUUUUGGAAGCGUUUCAAGGUUACUACAGGCCUACAUAAUUCAUUCAGUAGUAACGUUACAACUGAUCAUGUUCAUUACAGACACAUAAACGCGGCGGCAAAAUAAGUCCUGCAAGCGCGUAUGCACUUUUUACUAGCACUACAGUAGCCGAGUUGCAGUACCCACCGGUAUGUAUCGAGCACGGAGACCAUGGCAGGCUGCAACUGCUCUGAGCCGCUACUGCAUGGCUGGCAGGAGCCUGAAAACCGGCGGUGUGCAGAGACCUGUGCCAUAUGCAACGAUACCAACACGUUUUAGCUCGACGAGAGCCAGCGCAAGAAGUGGAAUCUGGAUCCGCACCAGCACCAGCAGUAGCAGCAGCAGCAGUGGCAGCGCCGCUGCGGGUGAUGGACGCGGCAAAGCGAGCAAGGCGACGCGUAACAACCUGAUCCUGAUGGGACCACCGGGCGCUGGCAAGACGUCGGUCGGAGCGUGUUUGGCCGAGCGACUGUCCCUGAGUCAUGUGGACAUUGACAACGACCAUUUGGAGAAUAUCUGGGGAUGCCCUGUGGCGGACAAGCUUAAUCUGGUGAAAGGGGAGCAGUUUGUACAUGAAGAAGGCAUGGCUACUCUGCAACUUGCACCCGAUAUCACAAACACUGUCAUCUCACUCUCCGGCUCCAACCCUAUGCAUCGCCAGGCAAUGGACCACCUGAGCAGUAUCGGCACUGUCGUGUAUCUGGACGUGGACCAGCAAGACAUCCUGCAACGUCUCCAGGCAAUGAAGGUCAAUCGUAUAGUCGGACAGACGGAGGGUGACCCCAUGGACGAGAUCCUAGCGUUUCGUCAACAGUUUUAUGAAAGAGCGUAUGACGUACGCGUUAUCAUUCCAUCCGGGAGUGAUGUGCAAACUUGCGCAGACGUUGUCAUAGCAACGCUUGAGAAUCAUCGCAACCUUCUCGCCGGCUAUGUGAGCACCCGAUGUUCUCGAGGUGAUGAGUCAGCAGGCCUAGAGGACGUGGUGUGUAGUGGUCUAGCGUCAGAUGGUGGCCUCUUUGUGCCGCGAUAUCCCAUCCCCAAGCUAACUGAUGGCCAGUGGAGACGGCUUGCAGGUCUCUCGUUUCCGGAGCAAGCAUUGCGCGUGCUGGAAAACUGGCUGCCAAGCUCUGCCAUUUCCCCCACUACUCUGCGAGGCAUGCUGGCUAAGGCAUACGGAACCUUUCAAGGCUCCAAGCACAGCGUCACACCAGUAGUACCGCUCAAGAGCUGCAGGACGCCUCACGGUCAGCAAGUCUUCACUCAAGAGCUCUUCUGGGGCCCCACCGCCUCGUUCAAAGAUCUUUCGCUGCAGCUGAUGCCCCAGUUGCUGCAGUACUUUGCAGGAAAGAACAAGUACGCCAUGGUGGUGGCCACGUCCGGGGACACGGGCAGUGCAGCGCUGCACGGCUUCGGCUCGCACACAUCGUUUCCCGUCGUCGUCUUCUACCCGGGCAACGGCGGCGUGAGCAGCUACCAGGAGCAGCAAAUGAUCGGACUUGCCGCCCAGCACCCUCACUGCCGGGCGAUUGCCGUCAAUGGUGACUUUGACUUCUGCCAGUCGGCCGUCAAGCAGAUGUUUUCGGACGUGGCGUGGCGCGACGACCUGCUUGAGUCGUUCGGUGUGCAGCUGAAUGCGGCAAACUCCAUCAACUGGAUGCGACUAUUGCCACAGAUUAUUCACCAUGCUGCCGGGUACUUGCAACUGGUCAACGAUGGGCGCAUUGAGUUUGGCGAGCCGCUCGAUCUCUGUAUUCCCAGCGGCAACUUUGGCAACGCUAUGGCCGCACUGUAUGUCAAGCGGAUGGGCAUACCGUUUCACCGCAUCCUAAUUGCCUCGAAUGUGAACAACAUUCUGGAGGAGUUCAUAUCCACUGGCAUGUACGACCUAACACAACGUUCUCUGGCCAAAACCAUGUCACCAGCCAUAGAUAUCCUAGUCUCGUCCAACGUUGAACGACUGCUUCACCUCAUCGCUCACGAGUCGCAAAACCCAUCGCACAUUGAGUGGGCAAGGCGCGCUUUCUUCGAGUUGAACCGCACUCGCCAAUUUUCAGCACCAGCCGACUUGCUCGCGGCGAUUUCCUCGGAGCUUGCGCCUGUCUCCAUCUGGGACGAACAAUGUGGUGAGCAAAUCCGUGACCUAGCCUCGUCUGAACAGUACAUUCUGGACCCGCAUACGGCAGUGGCAGUGGCCGGGUGUCGGGAUGGGAAGAUCCCUGCCAGCGUUGCCCGGGUUGUCUUGGUAGCGGGCACAGCGCACUUUGCAAAGUUCCCGGAUGAUGUCAGCGCCGCCGUUGCCAUUCCUGAGCAUCUCCUCUCCGACCUGUCUGGAGUCGUGCCGCACACUAGUCUGCAGGGCUCGCUGGCUGCAUCACGUCAAGCUGAUGUCGUCGAGUGUAGCGCAUCCGUCGACGACAUGAAGCGCAUCGUUAAAUCGGCGCUGCUUCAGCAAGCGGCUUGAGCAAAACAGCUGGCAUGUGCCCUCCUGUGCGCGUCAUGGCAUUCCUCUUGAGUGUACAGGCAGCCAUCGGCGCUGCUUCAGCAAGCGGCUUGAGCAAAACAGCUGGCAUGUGCCCUCCUGUGCGCGUCAUGGCAUUCCUCUUGAGUGUACAGGCGGCCUGCUGUGAGCUUCCAUAGCAUGUAGUCGAUGGCACAUGGAACACGCACACCGGAUGAGUUAAAAUUACCGGGGGAAGAGAGAAUUGUUCUUCGUUCCCCGAUAUAUAUAAUAGAAGAUUAUUCCUUUGCAUGUGCAAAUGAUUUCAUGAGAGUAUGGCAGUGAUGUAAUGGGAGAACGGUAAUGAUGUCAUGAGAGUUCGGUAAUGAUUUAUUGGGAGUACGGCAAAUAUGUAAUUUAAAAUUAGAGUACAGUAAUGAUGUCAUGAGAGCUCGGUAAUGACGUCAUGAUAGUACAUUUAUGAUGUCAUGAGAGUACCUUGCUUGGGAUGACAGUGAUACUGGCUUCAAGCCUAUGGGUUAUAUGAACUUAUAUCCCAGUCGCUUUACGUUCUAAUCUCGUGCCGACGUGGGCUAUGUUAUCGAGACAGAAUUCUUGCGUAGAGCACAUUCCUGUCCAUCCGUUAGUCUUACAUAUUUAUCCUACUUGGGUAGCAACAUAUUUUUUCUUUAAUUGCUCCACCUUCGAGCUCUCGUGUUCUCUGCUCUAACCAUUCCAUGAUGGAUCGCUAAUGAUUAGGGAAACGUCAGUGUUUCCUCGCCUCGAUUGUAAGACUGCUCUUUA
This is a messenger RNA of Sycon ciliatum, 3344 nucleotides long. Its product is annotated as threonine synthase-like 1. The record is from RefSeq and is a predicted model, not a curated record. The coding region runs from base 255 to 2564 and encodes 769 amino acids. Gene Ontology annotation, cellular component: cytoplasm. The transcript has 11 exons. Lineage: Eukaryota; Metazoa; Porifera; Calcarea; Leucosolenida; Sycettidae.